Messenger RNA from Drosophila grimshawi, 1769 nucleotides. Its product is annotated as probable tRNA (uracil-O(2)-)-methyltransferase. Gene Ontology annotation, molecular function: tRNA (uridine) methyltransferase activity. NCBI's taxonomy places the organism in Eukaryota, Metazoa, Arthropoda, Insecta, Diptera, Drosophilidae. The record is from RefSeq and is a predicted model, not a curated record. The transcript is spliced from 2 exons. Bases 1 to 1644 code for a protein of 547 amino acids. Gene Ontology annotation, biological process: tRNA methylation.
AUGGCAGCUGAGCAGAUCGACGAGGCGCAAUUCUGGCAGUCCAUUGCAAUAUUAAUAAAAAACUAUCAUGCCUUGAAUAAAAAGAUAUUUGAGGUGCUCAUAACACAAGUACAAAAGCACAAGCAGGGCAAUCUAUGCGAAUCCACCGAGGAUGAACUGCAACAGCAGCUACACACAGCUCCCAAAGCGAGAACAUGUGAGGGCUUCAAUAUCAGCUACAAAAUGCUGACCAAAAAGAUGGCCACAAAUAUUCUGGCCACUGGAAUUGUGGAUUUUGCCAAGCAAAGCUAUGAAUGCCAUUUUGUAGACGCGGAAGCCUUUGAUGAUUUCGCCGUGCAUUUAAUUGGCGGCCAGCUGGAAGUUGUCAUAUUAAAGCAGCGACUGGAAUCGGAAGAAGAAUCGAAGCAAAGCCCUCGGGGCUGGGCAGAGUUUGUGCUUAAGCCAAAGCUCUGCAGCUGGUCACAAAGCAAACGUGCGGAAGGCGCACAGAAAUCGUUGCGUCUGCUGGACAUGGAAAAGUAUAAUGAUCUGUACAAAUCCCUGAAGCAAAAACACGCGCAACGCUUACUGCAAUAUUGGCAAACAGCCAAUGAGUCCACAGAUCCGUUAAAGUUCAUCUACGAGGACCUGGCGAUUGCCGCCUAUCUAAUCACAUUGUGGAGCUGCACACAAUCGGAGCCACAGGCAUUUGCCGAUCUGGGCUGUGGUAAUGGACUUCUAGUGCACGUGCUCAAUGCGGAGGGCUACAAGGGAUACGGUUACGAUGUGCGCAGACGUAAGCUGUGGUCGCUUUAUCCGGCGGAAACCGCUGCUUGCCUCCUAGAGCAAACAGUGGAACCAAAGAGCUUUCGCUUGGACUUCCCGGGCAUCGAUUGGCUAAUUGGCAAUCAUUCCGAUGAGCUUUCGCCGUGGUUGCCAGUGCUCGCAGCGCGUCUGAAGACAAGCUUUUUUCUGCUGCCCUGCUGUCCGUUUGAGCUUUCCGGUCGAAAAUUUCAGCGCCGCAACACUGGCAUCAGCGCCUAUCAGGAUUUUGUACUCUACGCUCGUCAAAUUUCCGAUGAAUGUGGCUUUGAAACGCUGCAGGAUCGCCUUAAAAUACCCAGCACCAAGCGCUUGGCGCUGAUUGGUCUAAAACAAACAGCAAAAUCCUUCCAAAAUCUGGAAUACUUUGUACAGCAAGAACUGCAAAAGCACAAAACGGGCCUAGAAAAUGGGGCGGAUUCGGUGAAGCUACGUGAGAAAAUGGAGAGCGUGAGAAACUGCACACAAGUCGAGAAGAGCAUUUUAGAUGCACUCGUAUUGAAAAUCUUUCGCCAGCUACUGGGUAAUGAAAGCAGAACAAGUGAUAACUGCUGGCUACCGGGGAAACAGUUGUCAAUGCGGGACAUUGCACAGGGUCUCAGCAAAGAGGAGCUCAGCGGCAUCAAAUCCGAGUGUGGUGGCAUAAAAACGCUGCUGAGAAACAAGCAUGAAGUAUUUGAGUUUUGUGGCACUGAUCAAAUUGGCAUACGCAAGCCCAGGGCUGCAACUGCGACUCAAGUCGCCGGCAAAUUGGUGACGGUUAAGAAACGACCCUGUUUCUUCAAACUACACCAUCCACAGGGCUGUCCGCUGAAGGACAAUGAAUGUUCUUUUAUACACUAGUAAUAAGGGACUCAUGUGCAUUUUAUCUAUAGUAAAAACUGUCUACAAUUAAAAGGAAAUAUAUAUGUUGUAAGAACCUUUUAAGCACACUAAUUAAUAUGAAAAAAAUACGUCGUUUAUAAAAU